Molecule: messenger RNA, 1754 nt
Organism: Vicia villosa (hairy vetch)
Lineage: Eukaryota; Viridiplantae; Streptophyta; Magnoliopsida; Fabales; Fabaceae
Product: metal tolerance protein 4-like
Exons: 8
Coding region: 270-1478 (402 amino acids)
Biological process (GO): transmembrane transport; monoatomic cation transport
Cellular component (GO): membrane
Molecular function (GO): manganese ion transmembrane transporter activity
Source: RefSeq, a predicted model, not a curated record
AUUUUAUCAUCACUCCUAACACACUACCUACCUGUAAAAGUCAUUACAAAAGCAUAAUCUAAAGAAAGAGAAGAAGAAGAAGCAGCAACCGGCAAUUGCUAAUUGGAGUUCCAUAUCCGCUGAUCCACUAUUUUACGGAGUGAGUGAACCAUACCAUAGCAAUUGGAUACUGCUCAUUUGGAUAAAAGAUUGACUUUGAGAGAGACAGCAGAGCAGAAUAUUGGUGCAAAGUUACUAUUAUUAAAAAUCAAAAAACCAGAAUAUUAAACAUGAAUUCAAACGAGGAAUCUACUUGCCCUCUUUUAUCCGAAACUGAUGAGAACUCAAUCCAACACCUCCCUCGUCAGAAUUCUGUUAAUUCACUCAGAUCUGCUUUCAUGUCCACACUUCCUGAUAAGGUGCUAUCUGGUCUUGACACAGAAGCACCGUUUGAGUUUGACUUCUCCAAAGUCACGGGUUUAAGCCAAGGAGAGAAAGAUUAUUAUCAAACACAGAUGGCUACUCUGCAAUCGUUUGAGGAAGUGGAUUGCAUGGAAGAAUUGGACGCCAUUGAAGAAGAUGAUGAUGAUAAAGAAGAACUGGCUCAACAAGAAAAAGCAAUGAAGAUAUCAAACAUUGCAAAUAUAGUUUUGUUAAUACUGAAGAUUUAUGCCACUGUACGAAGUGGAUCAUUAGCCAUUGGAGCGUCCACUUUGGAUUCAGUGUUGGAUCUGAUGUCCGGGGGUAUAUUGUGGUACACCCACAUAGCCAUGAUGAGUGUAAACAUAUAUAAGUAUCCCAUUGGAAAACUUAGGGUUCAGCCAGUGGGUAUCCUUGUAUUUGCAGCCAUCAUGGCCACUCUUGGAUUUCAAGUGCUUCUUACCGCACUAGACCAACUGAUCAGAAAUAGUCAUAGUGAAAAGUUGACCGAAGAACAACUACUAUGGCUGUGUUUAAUUAUGAUAUUUGCGACUGUGGUAAAGCUUAUGCUUUGGCUUUACUGCAGAAGCUCGGGUAACACAAUUGUCCGUACCUAUGCCGAUGAUCACUACUUUGAUGUGGUGACAAACGUGGUUGGAUUGGUUGCGGCUAUUCUCGGAGAUAAAUGUUAUUGGUGGGUCGAUCCCGUUGGAGCUAUUUUACUUGCGGUUUACACCAUAACGAAUUGGUCUCGCACCGUUAAAGAAAAUGCAGUUUUAUUGGUGGGAGAAUCUGCGCCUCCAGAAUUUUUGCAGAAAUUGACAUAUCUGGUUUUAAGGCACCCUGGAGUUAAGCGUGUUGACACUGUUCGUGCAUAUACUGCUGGUGUUUUAUAUUUUGUUGAGGUAGACAUUGAACUCCCCAAAGAUAUACCACUAACAGAAUCUCAUAAUAUUGGGGAGAGUCUCCAGACAAAGCUCGAAAAACUCAAAGAAGUUGAACGAGCAUUUGUACAUGUAGACUUUGAAUGCCAGCACCGACCAGAGCAUUCAAUUCUCUGUAGAUUGCCUAGCAGUUAGUAACAUUAUGAACUUUAACUUAAUCUGUCUCUUGGUUUUGUAACCAUAAUUAGAAUUGUUUGAAGAAAUCUGUAGGAAGUGUUGAUUUGUUUGAUUUCUGUCUCUUCAGUGGUCAAGAACCCGUUGGUUUUUAUAGUUAGAGUUUAGGUGUAAUGGUGAAGAAAGCUGGAUGGGUUUUUUUUGGUAGAAUGAAUCCUUUUUAUGUGAUGUGAUUGGGGAUGACGUUUUCUGAAUUCUGACCAAUAACAUUCUUCCUUUAGAUCUCGAUGAAUAUUA